Molecule: messenger RNA, 780 nt
Organism: Triticum aestivum (bread wheat)
Lineage: Eukaryota; Viridiplantae; Streptophyta; Magnoliopsida; Poales; Poaceae
Product: probable receptor-like protein kinase At5g20050
Exons: 2
Coding region: 1-780 (259 amino acids)
Biological process (GO): protein phosphorylation
Molecular function (GO): ATP binding; protein kinase activity
Source: RefSeq, a predicted model, not a curated record
AUGCAGAUGGUCUCUUAUGGACGUACAGCUGUGAACAUUAAUGGGAAGAUCGGCCCCUUCUUCGCCACACACUGUGGGACAAGGCCAAGGCCGCAGGCCACAUCCACGGGGUUGCCCCGCGGAUGCAUAAGCCGUAGGAUCAUCACUGAUAUUGCCAGGGGCUUAUACUACCUUCACGAAGGGUGCAGGCAGCGAAUUGCUCAUCUAGAUAUUAAACCACAUAAUAUCCUCUUAGAUGAUAACUUCAAUGCCGAAGUUGCAGACUUUGGAUUAUCCAAACUGAUAGAUAGGGAAGAGAGUCGUGUGGUGACACGAAUGAGAGGAACACCUGGAUACAUGGCACCCGAAUGGCUGACACCAAAAAUCACCGAGAAGGUCGCUGUUUACAGUUUUGGUAUCGUGGUCAUGGCAAUCUUAAGUGGAAGAAAGAACAUCGACUACUCUCAGCCUGAUGAGAGCGCUCAGCUCAUUAUGGUGCUACGAGAGAAGGCAAUGAAUUCUCAACUGGAAGAUAUGAUCGACAUGAAUGUCAAAGAUAUGCACUUCUGUAACAAGGAAGAAGUGAUUGAAAUCAUGAAGCUCGCAGUGUGGUGCUUGCAAAGUGACAGCAACAGAAGGCCUUCCAUGUCGGUGGUGGUGAAGUUCAUGGAAGGAGAAAGACGUGUGGAAUCAGACUUGAACUACAACUUCUUCGAUCUAAGCGCUAGGGUCGUUGUGCCAGUUGGUCAACCCAACUUCUCUGUCCUGCCUAAUGCAUCAGUGCUCUCUGCCCCCAGGUGA